Molecule: messenger RNA, 3593 nt
Organism: Lolium rigidum
Lineage: Eukaryota; Viridiplantae; Streptophyta; Magnoliopsida; Poales; Poaceae
Product: PH, RCC1 and FYVE domains-containing protein 1-like
Exons: 9
Coding region: 16-3303 (1095 amino acids)
Molecular function (GO): metal ion binding
Source: RefSeq, a predicted model, not a curated record
CGCGCGCUGACGCCGAUGAUGUCGGACGCGUCCUCGGAUCUCGGCGGCGCCAGGGCCGGGCCCGUCGAGCGCGACAUCGAGCAGGCCAUCACUGCUCUCAAGAAAGGGGCAUACUUGCUCAAGUAUGGACGUAGAGGGAAGCCAAAGUUCUGCCCCUUCAGGCUUUCCAAUGAUGAAUCUGUAUUGAUUUGGUUCUCAGGGAAAGAGGAGAAGCAGCUAAGAUUGAGCCAUGUGUCCAGAAUAAUUCCUGGACAGCGAACUGCAAUUUUUCAGAGGUAUCCACGACCUGAGAAGGAAUGCCAGUCAUUUUCUCUCAUAUCUCAUGAUAGAUCAUUGGAUAUUAUAUGCAAAGAUAAAGAUGAAGCUGAGGUGUGGUUUGCUGGGCUAAAAACACUGAUAUCCCGUAGUCACCAACGAAAAUGGAGGACAGAGUCAAGAAGUGAUAUGCUUUCCUCUGCUACGACUAGUCCAAGAACUUACACAAGAAGGAGCUCCCCCUUGAGUUCUCCUUUCAGCAGCAAUGAUAGUGUCCACAAGGAUGGUAGCGAAAACUACCGACUCCGUAGUCCAUAUGGGAGUCCACCAAAGGUCGGCUUGGACAAGGCCUUUUCUGAUAUCGUAUCCUAUGCGGCUCCACCCAGGCCCUUCUUUCCAUCGGAUUCUAAUGUUGGUUCAGUCCACUCUGCGUCUUCUGGGCACUCAGAUAACACAAAUGGUAGAGGCAUCCCGAUGGACGCUUUCCGAGUUAGUUUAUCAAGUGCUGUUAGUUCAUCAAGUCAUGGUUCUGGUCAUGAUGAUGGUGAUGCUCUAGGAGAUGUUUUCAUAUGGGGAGAGGGAACUGGGGAGGGAAUUCUUGGAGGUGGAAAUUCAAGGGUUGGAAGUUCCUCAGGUGCAAAGAUGGAUUGUCUUGUACCAAAACCACUGGAGUUCGCUGGAAGACUUGAUGUGCAAAACAUUUCUUGUGGAGGAAGGCAUGCCACACUUGUCACAAAGCAGGGAGAGGUCUACUCUUGGGGUGAGGAGUCUGGCGGGCGUCUUGGUCACGGUGUAGAUUGUGAUGUGCCCCAGCCAAAACUUAUCGAUGCUCUUGCUCAUAUGAACAUUGAGCUAGUGGCAUGUGGUGAGUACCAUACUUGUGCAGUUACGCUCUCUGGAGAUUUAUACACAUGGGGAAAUGGCACCUUUAAUUUUGGGCUUUUGGGUCAUGGGAAUGAAGUCAGUCAGUGGAUGCCCAAGAGGCUCAAUGGACCAUUAGAAGGAAUACAUGUUUCAUCUAUUUCAUGUGGCCCUUGGCACACAGCUGUAGUAACGUCUGCGGGGCAGCUAUUCACAUUCGGAGAUGGCUCUUUUGGAGUUCUAGGUCACGGAGACCGACAGAGUCUUUCUGUCCCAAGGGAGGUGGAAUCCCUCAAAGGUCUACGGACUGUCCGCGCAGCUUGUGGUGUGUGGCACACGGCCGCCGUUGUUGAAGUUAUGGUUGGGAAUUCAAGUUCCAGCAAUUGUUCAUCUGGCAAGAUAUUUACAUGGGGUGAUGGUGAUAAAGGUCGUUUAGGACAUGGUGACAAAGAUUCAAAACUAGUCCCAACGUGUGUAGCUUCGUUGGUUGAGCCUAACUUUUGCCAAGUAGCUUGUGGUCAUUGCUUCACGGUAGCACUAACAACCUCUGGGCAUGUAUAUACAAUGGGAAGUUCUGUCUAUGGUCAGCUUGGAAAUCCACAAGCAGAUGGCAUGAUUCCUACGCGUGUUGAAGGGAAGCUACAUAAGAACUUUGUAGAGGAAAUCUCUUGUGGUGCUUAUCAUGUUGCUGUCUUAACUUCCAGGACAGAGGUGUAUACAUGGGGUAAAGGUGCAAAUGGUCGGUUAGGACACGGUGAUACUGAUGAUAGGAAUUGUCCUACACUGGUUGAAGCUCUGAAAGAUAAGCAGGUCAGGAGUGUUGUUUGUGGAAUUAACUUCACUGCAGCAAUAUGCAUUCACAAGUGGGUGUCUGGAGUUGACCAGUCUAUGUGUUCUGGAUGCCGCUUGCCAUUUAACUUAAGGAGAAAACGGCAUAAUUGCUACAAUUGUGCCCUUGUAUUUUGUCACUCCUGCAGCAGUAAGAAAUCUCUGAAAGCUUCAUUAGCACCUAAUCCAAACAAGCCUUACCGUGUCUGUGAUAACUGCUAUGGCAAACUGAAUAAGGCACCUGAGACAGAUAGAUAUUCUUCAGCAAAGCGGGGAGCUAUCUUGCAAGGGUUCAAUGAUUCUAAUUCCAUCAAUGAGGAUAUGGAGACAAGAUCAAAUGUUCAACUGUCUAGAUUGUCAUCGAUGGAAUCUUUCAAGAACAUGGAUAGCAGAUAUUCAAAGAGAAACAAGAAGUUUGAAUUUAAUAGCAGUCGUGUUUCCCCUAUUCCAAAUGGCAGUUCUCACUGGAGUGGUCUCAACAUUUCAAAAUCUUUUGGCUCAUCAAAGAAAUUCUUCUCAGCAUCAGUUCCAGGAUCAAGAAUUGUUUCUAGGGCGACAUCACCUGUUUCAAGAAGAGCAAGCCCUCCUAGAUCAACAACUCCAACACCUACCUUGGGUGGUCUAACAUCUCCAAGAGUUGUAGACGGUGCCAAGCCAAUAAAGGACAGCCUAAGCCAAGAGGUUGUAAAUUUGAGAUCGCAGGUGGAAAAUCUUACUCGGAAGUCUCACCUACUGGAAGUUGAAUUGGAGAGAACAACUAAACAGUUAAAAGAAGCUAUUUCCAUUGCAGGGGAGGAAACUGCCAAGUGCAAAGCUGCAAAAGAAGUAAUCAAGUCGCUCACUGCGCAAUUGAAGGGUAUGGCAGAGAAACUACCUGAAGGAGCAGGGGCAGGAGCAGGAGCAGGAGCAGGAGCAGUUAAGCACAACAGACUGCCACCGCUUUCUGGAAUGCCUGUUCCAAGUGAUAUAUCAGUGGCAACUGAGAAUUUAGGUAGCCCAAGAGGUUCUGGAGAGCCGUAUUUGAACGGAUCUAAUGGGUUGGUUGUUUCUAAUGGACCAAGUUCAGUUAGAAAUAAGACUCACUUAGAAGUUGGCAAGAAUGGAACCAGACUUCCUGAUUCAGACACUAAGCUUGAGUCUGAAUGGGUAGAGCAAGAUGAACCUGGGGUCUACAUCACCCUUACUGCCCUACCUGGAGGGGCUAGAGAUCUCAAGAGGGUCCGGUUCAGCCGGAAGCGUUUCAGCGAGACGCAAGCAGAACAAUGGUGGCAAGAGAAUCGUGCAAGGGUAUACGAGCUGUAUAAUGUUCGUGUGGUCGACAAAUCGGUUGGGAGUAUUGAUGGUGAUAUACCUCACUGACAUAGAACAUGUGGGUUACGAGAUUAAUUAGGGCCUGAAAGAGGAGGGGCCUGCUGUUUGGAAAAUGUGGGUUUGCAUUUUCUUUUACACAAUUCACCCCUCUUCCUUUUUUUUUCCUUGCGUGGAAAGUAGAUUGCUCGAGCAGAAGUGAUGUAAAUUGUCCGUGGCAGCUGGCUAAUCUGCCCUGUAAAUGCAUAAGCAAGCGCAUCAAUUUUAGAGUUUGUUCUUCCUGAUUAUCCAUUGAUCCGUGAAUAUAGGUUCAACAACCACUCGCGUUGCAGAGGACUUGA